Molecule: messenger RNA, 681 nt
Organism: Penicillium odoratum
Lineage: Eukaryota; Fungi; Ascomycota; Eurotiomycetes; Eurotiales; Aspergillaceae
Product: GPI anchored serine-threonine rich family protein
Exons: 4
Coding region: 1-681 (226 amino acids)
Source: RefSeq, a predicted model, not a curated record
AUGCGUCUUUCACUCGCUUUGUCUGUUUUGCCUCUGGUCCUCUCUGUUGGAGCCAUUACCAUCACCGAGCCUACGAAGGAUUCUGUUAUCGCUUCCUCGAGCUCCCUGGACGUGAAGUGGACUUAUGUCGAUACCGAUGCCACGAGCUUGGAUAUCUACCUCGUCAACAACGCAGUCUAUCCUCCUGUGAGCAAGAAGCUUGCCUCGGACAUUAGCACCUCCGAUGGCUCGCACACUGUUAACGUCGGCAGCAUUGCCGCUGGACAAGAUUACCAGAUUAACAUUGUGUCCGAUGUCAACAACGGUAUCCUUGCCCAGAGUGGCCAGUUCAACGUGACUUCGUCCGCUAGCGAGUCUACCUCGUCUACCUCUACCUCUACCUCAUCUGCUACCAAGUCCACCAAGUCCAGCGAGUCCACUGCUACCUCUGCCGAUGCUGUGUCGACCACCUCGACUGAGACCACUACCUCCGGUACCUCUACCUCUACCUCUACUUCUACCGGCACUGCGGUCACCAGCGGCAGCACAACCGCCUCGGUCUCUGGUUUGAAGACCUCUGCUUCGUCUGCUAGCUCCACCGCUGCUACUUCCGCUCCUUCCACUGGUGCUGGCUUCGUUGUCGCUGCGCGCCCUGCUGCUGCUCUUGGAGUUAUCGGUGGUGCUCUGGCAUUCCUGCUGUAG